CACGUUGCUAUCCGCUCACCUCGGCACAUCCUGGGGGAUCUUACUGACUUCAAUUCAGCCUUACGGAGAUUCUGUUCGAGGAUGCCGUCACACAGGCCCGUGAGCUCGACGCGUUCUUUGCUGCGAACGGGCGCCCUGUCGGACCGUUGCAUGGCGUACCUAUGACUUUGAAAGAUCAAUUCGAUGUUGCUGGCUAUGACAGUACCCUUGGCUAUGUCGGAAGAGCGUUCCACCCGGCUUUGCAAGACUGCGUUCUGGUGUCGACCCUGAAACAGAUGGGCGCGAUCAUCAUCGCUAAGUCGAACUUGCCACAAAGCAUCAUGUGGUGUGAGACCGACAACCCUUUGUGGGGCUUGACCGUCCAUCCCCAAAACCCCGAAUUCACUCCCGGCGGUUCAACUGGUGGGGAGGCUACGCUCCUGUCACUUCAAGGUACAGUCGUUGGCUGGGGUACGGACAUCGGCGGAAGCAUUCGCAUUCCGUCGCACAUGAAUGGCCUUUAUGGAUUGAAGCCAAGUAGCACACGUCUACCCUACCAAGGGGUGUCAGUAUCCACGGAAGGCCAGGAACAUGUCCCUUCCGUCAUUGGACCCAUGUGUCGCAACAUAAAAUCUCUUAUCACCACCACCAAAGCAGUCAUUGAUGCGGGUCCAUGGGAUCAAGAUCCAAAGUGCUGUCCAGUACCAUGGAGGUCAGAAGUCUUCGAAGCAGCGCGAUCACGCCCGUUGGUUAUCGCUGUCAUGCGAGAUGACGGCGUCGUGAAACCGCAUCCACCAAUUUCUCGCGUACUUGAAGAGGUCGCAAAGAAGCUGGAGCUUGCAGGUCAUGAGAUUGUGUCCUGGACACCAGGCAGUCUACAUCAAGAGUGUAUUGAUAUAAUGGACCAAUUCUACACGGCGGAUGGUGGCGAAGAUAUCCGACGUGACGUAGAAGCUGGAGGCGAGCCUUUCAUACCCCACGUCGAAGCUCUUUUAAACAGAGGCAAGGCCAUCUCCGUAUACGAGUACUGGCAGCUCAACAAGCAGAAGCUAGCUGCGCAGAAACGGUACCUUGAUCUGUGGACCUCUACCAGGUCCGAGAAGACGGGCAAGCAGAUAGACAUUCUACUGACCCCAGUCAUGCCUCACUCAGCGGUACCGCAUCGCAAAUGUAGAUGGGUAGGAUACACUAAGGUCUUCAACUUUGUUGAUUAUCCUGCUGUUGUACUGCCAGCUGGCAAGAUAUCGAAACAACUUGACAGCGAAGCAGCAAAGAUGAUGGAAGCAUACCAGCCACGAAACCCUUUGGACGAGUGGAACUGGAAUUUGUUCGAUGUGGGUUCGAUGGAUGGUAUGCCAAUAGGUGUGCAAGUUGUGGCGCGCAGACUACAAGAGGAGAAAGUGCUUGGUGCUGCUAAAGCGAUUGAUGAUAUUCUACGAUCAUCUUAGUAGGGUGAUGUUCAUACACAUCUUGGCAAGUUUACCCCAAAAAGGCACUU
Messenger RNA from Parastagonospora nodorum SN15, 1477 nucleotides. RefSeq lists its product as hypothetical. The transcript is spliced from 4 exons. Bases 162 to 1427 code for a protein of 421 amino acids. Lineage: Eukaryota; Fungi; Ascomycota; Dothideomycetes; Pleosporales; Phaeosphaeriaceae. The record is from RefSeq and is a predicted model, not a curated record.